This is a messenger RNA of Loa loa (African eye worm), 2104 nucleotides long. Its product is annotated as tRNA-I(6)A37 thiotransferase enzyme MiaB. Gene Ontology annotation, cellular component: mitochondrion; cytosol. NCBI's taxonomy places the organism in Eukaryota, Metazoa, Nematoda, Chromadorea, Rhabditida, Onchocercidae. The coding region runs from base 20 to 1768 and encodes 582 amino acids. Gene Ontology annotation, biological process: tRNA modification; negative regulation of cyclin-dependent protein serine/threonine kinase activity. The transcript has 12 exons. The record is from RefSeq and is a predicted model, not a curated record. Gene Ontology annotation, molecular function: 4 iron, 4 sulfur cluster binding; tRNA-2-methylthio-N(6)-dimethylallyladenosine(37) synthase activity.
GUCUUAGGGUUACAGAGCAAUGUUCUCUGCAAGGAGCCGAUAUAUUAUUUGCAAGUCACAUAUGAAAAGUAUUGAUUUGCGGCAGCUGCAUUCUUCGCUAGUUGCGCAUUCGCAAAUUAAAUCGUCUGUAUCACUUACGCGGAAAAGGUCUUUGAAAUUCAAUAUCGAUGGUCCGGGUUUGGAUUACUUCGUCAGUAAGGCAAACAGUGAACGUUUGAGCAAAGUGAUGCCGAAAGUAGAAGAGAUGUAUGGGUCAUUGAGUACAACAGCUUCCUAUGGCGAUGGUUUGAAAGUAAAAUUCAUAACAUAUGGUUGUCAGAUGAAUGUGAAUGAUGUGGAAUUGGUACGCUCAUUGCUGCUAUCAUCAGGCUAUAUGGAAACAGACGACGUUAAAGAGGCUGAUAUCGUAUUAUUGAUGACAUGUUCGAUACGUGAAGGUGCUGAAAAUAAGGUGUGGGAUGAACUAAAAGUGCUCAGAAAAAUACGCCGCAAAAAGGGGGUUGUUGGAGUUUUAGGUUGCAUGGCAGAACGUGUAAGGCAUAAUUUAUUGACAUACACUGAAAAUGUUGAUGUGGUAGCUGGACCCGAUUCAUAUCGCGACUUGCCACGGCUAUUAGCAAUUGCACGCUGCGGAAGUAUGGCAAUAAAUGUGCAGCUAUCAUUAGAAGAAACUUACGCUGAUAUUGUCCCAGUUCGAAAGGACAAGUUUUCCAAAACAGCUUUCGUAUCAAUUAUGCGUGGUUGUGAUAAUAUGUGUACUUACUGUGUUGUUCCAUAUACGAGGGGAAGAGAGAGGAGUCGUCCGAUAAAUUCUAUACUUGAUGAAAUCAGGAGUUUGUCUGAUGAGGGUGUAAAGCAGGUGACGUUGCUUGGGCAGAACGUCAAUAGCUAUCGAGAUUUAUCAGAAAUAUCAUUUCCUUCUGCCUGUUUAACAGAACCUGGUACUGCUCCCGGAUUUCGCACCAAAUAUAAACCGAAGAAAGGUGGACGUACUUUCCUAACACUGCUGGAUAAAGUAUCGCAAAUUGACCCGGAAAUGAGGAUACGUUUUACUUCACCACAUCCUAAAGAUUUUCCUCUUGAGGUGAUACAGUUGAUAAAAGAACGCUCAAACAUAUGCAAACAAAUUCAUUUGCCAGCACAAAGUGGCAGCAAUGCUGUAUUAGAUGCGAUGGAUCGUGGCUACAGUAGAGAAAGUUAUUUGGAAUUGGUCGAUCGCAUUAAAGCUGUCUUACCAAACGUAUCGCUCACGAGUGAUUUCAUUGCUGGGUUCUGUGGUGAGACCGAGGAAUCCCAUCGGGAAUCUCUGGACUUGAUCAGACAUGUCGUUUAUUCUUUUUGUUACGUUUUUCCAUAUAGUCAAAGGGAGAAAACCAAAGCAUAUCGACAUCUGAAGGAUAAUGUAUCGAAGGAAGUUAAGAAUAGGCGCCAUCAAGAACUGGCAAAUGUUUUCAGAGAAACAGCAUUAAAGCAUAACGAGGCUCUCGUUGGGACCGAGCAGUUGGUGCUUUUAGAAGAAACAAGUAAGCGUUCUUCCGAGCAUCUGCGAGGUCGAAUUGAUGGCGGAGUUAAUGUAAUUAUUCAUAAAUAUUACAAUGAUGGUUCGGAAUUGGUGGAGCUAAAACCUGGCGAUUAUGUUGCUGUUAAGAUAACAUCUGCUAAUUCACAAACGCUCCAAGCUUUGGCACUUCACACGAUAAAGUUGAAGGAUUUCGGAAACUUGAGGAAAAGUACUGAUGAAGAACAGUUGAUCGAAAGUGUUGCAUAAAUUUGCGCAUUGAUCAACUAAAAAAACAUUUUUUGCCGAUUGGAUUUCUAGAAGUUUUCACUAGCGGAAAUAAUAGAGUGAUAUGAUGUUGCUUGUUGCGCAAUACUUUACUUUAUUAUUCAUUUUUACAUCUUAUAUUAUAAUUGUAUGGGUCGCCACCACUUUGUCAAUAUGCUGGAGCUUUAGCUUGCUUCGGAUAUGUGAUCCAGGUAACGAUAAAAGCGAUGGCACAAUCUUCUCGCAUGCGAACAACGUGGAAGGGGAACGAUGUAAUAAAUUUACAUAUAUAAAAAAUAUCUGCCGUUGAAAUAAGACACCAAAUAACUAGAAAAAAUU